AGCUGUUAUUCAACAAUAUAUUUGGUAGGAUGUAAGUGAAAAUCAAACACAGACACAGUGGCAAAGAAUCUGUAAGUUGGAAAAGCGAGUUGAUUUUUGAUUUUCACUUACACACAUGACAAUUAUGAAAUAUUAUAUGUUGUAGAGCCCUUAAGAAGGUGAAAUAAAACACUGAAAGCUUGGCAUAGUUUCAACACUAGAACAUUCUGUGGACCACAUCCUCGAUCCUACCAAAUAUAUUGUUAAAUUAUUUAAAACAUAAAUUUAUCUAGACAACGUAUUGGUUUAGUUAAGUAAUUCUUGAAAUUAUAUGUAAUAUAUAAAUCCUCAUACAUAAAAGAUUGUCAGAGACUUAUGAUUUUUCCUUCUCGAAGGUAGGAUAAUAGGUUUAUUAUCCCUAUAGGUUCUAUAAUAGGUCUAUUAUCCCUAGGUUUAUUACCUAAAAUCAUAAGUUAAACUGUUGAGGUCGAAAUAUAACAAAUUGUCAGGGACUUUCAACGCUAAACACAAUUUAAAAGCAAAGUAAUUCCUGUCAUAGGAGGGCUUAACAUUCAACUAUCCAUCUCAGAUGAGGGUCAAACCACUUUACAAUACAUUUUCUGAUUAUUCCAUGGAUUUUGCUGGUGUUUGAACCCGGAACUGCGCUAGUAUGGCAAAUACUAGUUGGACGCUCUAAAAACAAAUUCCAAAUCACUUUCUGUCGUAUAUUAAACAAAAUCAAUAAAUCUUUUUUUUAAAUCUACAAUAUACAAAAAUCAGAAACGUACUGCACUUACAAGCAGGAAGUCUGCAAAGCAUAACUUUCAACUUCAAAAUUUUUAAAAAGGAAAAGCUCAAAAAAAUCUAUCAAAUAGUUACUAUUAAAAGUUGAGAUUUUCGUAUUUUUUUAAAAUUUCGUUAUGUUCUUUUCUUUAGAGCUUUCCUCUUUCUUUAUCCUAAAGUUUUGAACUAUUGUUAUUUACAUUUUCUUUUUUAACAAAUCAUUGAUAUUUUCAUUUGUUUAUUCAAAAUAUUGUUUGCAUUAUCAAAUUGCUGGGUCACAUUUGUACACAUAAACAGUAAGAUGAAGAUGUGUUAAAAACAAUUCCUUAUAACUGCUGAAUCAGUAGCAUCUAGACAUUAGACUAAAAUAGCUAUACCAAAUCAAAUAGUAAUGUUUACAGUGGUUUCAAUAAUUUUGCAUAACGUCGUCUUUGAGUUAUUUCUUUUUUAUUUAUAUUUAUUAUAUUACAUUUUUUAUUUAUUUUGUCUCAAAGACAUUUAUAUAUAAUGUGAAGGAUAAAGAGAGAAUAGAGAAAGGAAGAUAGAUGGCGACUAGAAAGACUAAUAAUAAAAAAUAAAGAAUUAAUUAAGGAGAUGUAAUGAUAGGAUAGAUAUAUAAGGUAGUUAGAGGGAAAAAGCAAAUGAGAGGGAGAAAUUAAAUGAGAAAAAAAGAGAUGCAUGCAGAAGUACACAGACUGACAUAGUGAGUGUAUAUGUGUGUUUUAAAAAAAGUGAAACAAGUGAGUGAGUUUUAGUGAGAGACAGCGAUUUGACAAAGCGAUAAUAAGAUAUAUAGACAUAAUUAAAUUUAUAUAGGGAUAUAAAUAUAGAUAUACGUAAUAGAGGGAGAGAAAAAUGAAAGGGAGAACACAGAACAAGGUAUUUGAGUGUGUGUGUGAUUGAUUCUAAUACCAAGGAUUAAAAUGAUUGAUUGAUUGUUUUAUUUAAUCAUGCAAAAUUAGGACUCUUGGACCUCUCUAUCAUUUAACAUAAGAGGGACAGACACCUAACAAGUCUACUACUUCAGUCCCCGGUAAUGGUGUUAUCUUUGUCAAUUUGUCAACAAACACAUAAUUCAAAAUGGUGAAACGUGACAGAUAACACUGAAAAAUUACUAAACUGCCUAAUUAACUGCUUAAAACUAUAUAUAUGAGAGUCACGAGAAAUAUUCAAAAAUAAAAAGUUUGUAAUUUUGUAUUUGUUUAUAAAAUUGGUUGCAUUUUCUUGAAUUAAAUGUUGAAAACGUCAAUGAGUCUGUUUUAAACCAAAUGACCUUCUUGCACCUGUCAACGGCUCAAAUGGCCUUCGGAUGCACCUUGGGGAAGCUGCGAGGCUUAGCGAGUCCUUACAAAUUCAUUCCUUUUAGCAUCGAUGAUUCGUUUGUCGCCAAGGUCAUAGGCUGCCUGCCACCUGCCCUCAUCCCUCCGAUCCAUAUAGCGACACUUUACUACGUCUGGCAAUCCUUUUCCAGGAGGGUUGAUCGGAGAUAUUGCUCCUGCUCGUGCUGGGACACAGUCUUUAAAGGUACUUACGAAACAGGAAUUGCUUCAUAUAAGCACAUUUAUUUCAAUGCAUCAUUAAAUAUGCUGAAAAUUUGGGCUAUGACAGUAAUUUGUAUCAUAAUGUUUUAUGAGAGUAUAAGAAGACUAAUGUCAUUAUGCCUUCAAAGUUAUUUAAGAUAUAGCAUGCUGCUCCUUUUUAUAUCAUCUAUAUUUUCGCAUUAUUACUCUUGGUGGAUGUAUGUAAAUUACUGGAAUGAUGAUUACUAUGCCCAAUGGAAUCAUCAGUUGUUUUUUACUAGCACAGAAUUGCUUUCUUCCAUUUUGGUACUACAAUUAGCGGAUAGCAGGUCAAUUGUGACACAAAGGAAAGCUUUAUGUAUAGUCAGCAUUGCAGUUCUGCAUGUUAUUGCCGGAAGCUUAGACCAGUUUAUACUGAAUGUGGUAAAAGGAGAAGGCCACCUCCACCAGGUGCUUAGAGAUGUCAGUUUUAUGAUACCGGAUUUGUUGCAUGUAAUUUUUCCUCUGAUUGAACUUAGAAAAGUUCAAUCGAUGGAAAAUUCUCUUGUUCCUAUGAGUGAUCUGAAACGUGACUUCCUUUUUAUAACAGCACUUAUAACUGGAGGAUUGUUUCUCUGUUCAUUGCUAUAAAUGACACGACAAAUAGAUGGGUAUUUGAAAGGUGUAAAUUUUCAUUGGACGGAAAAUUGAUUCCAGUUUGGCUUUGUUUUUUUAAGUCAGCUUUAAUUUCUGUCAUUACACUUUUUUUUAUUGCCAUUAGCUAUAGUUAUAGUCAUUUUUCUCUUAUUUGGUCUUUCUGGAUUUUUAUUUUUUAUUUUGAUUCUAGUAUGUUUCAUCAAACUAUUUCUUUAAACAAGUGGUAUUAUUUUAGUGCACUAUUUUAUUUUUCUCAAACAUCAUAGUUUAAUAAA
Molecule: messenger RNA, 3193 nt
Organism: Cimex lectularius (bed bug)
Lineage: Eukaryota; Metazoa; Arthropoda; Insecta; Hemiptera; Cimicidae
Exons: 6
Coding region: 2031-2912 (293 amino acids)
Source: RefSeq, a predicted model, not a curated record